Carassius auratus (goldfish) is the source of this 2387-nucleotide messenger RNA. RefSeq names its product tumor protein p53 inducible protein 11a (gene tp53i11a). Bases 234 to 794 code for a protein of 186 amino acids. Lineage: Eukaryota; Metazoa; Chordata; Actinopteri; Cypriniformes; Cyprinidae. The transcript is spliced from 8 exons. The record is from RefSeq and is a predicted model, not a curated record.
CGUGCUGCUUGUGUUGGUUUUGCGAUUGUUACAACUGUAGCACGCGAGCGGCGCACUACAUCAAGGUAGCAAACAACAGCCUGUCUGCGAGAAAAGCUCUCUGUAGAUGCGUGGUGGAAUGUGUAUCUGAGAUUUUACUAGAAGACGCUGGACCAUAUGUUCAGAGAGCCUUCAUCUUAAUCAACUAAAAUCCCUCUGACAGCUCAUUGAAGUGCCUGCUUUCCUCCGCUGCCAUGGCUUCCACACCUCCACCUCUCAUGAAGAAGCAUAGUCAGACUGAUCUUGUGAGUCGCCUCAAGUCCCGCAAGGUCCUGGGUGUCGGCGGUGAGGAUGAUGACGGGGAGGUGCACAGGUCCAAGAUCAGCCAGAUGUUAGGUAAUGAGAUGAAGUUUGCUGUGCGUGAGCCCAUUGGUCUCCGACUCUGGCUCCUCAUCUCUGCAGUGCUGUUCACAUCCACAUCCUUAAUGGCCUUGGCUUUUCCCAGCCAGCUCUACGAGAUAAUAUUUGAGAUCACCACCUCAAGGAUCUCCAUCAGACUCUACGGAGGAGCCCUUCUAUGUAUAUCAUUAAUUCUUUGGAAUGGCUUGUACACAGCAGAAAAGGUCAUCAUUCAAUGGACGCUACUUACGGAAGCGUGUUACUUCGGGGUACAAUUUCUAGUGACUUCCAUCACCCUCUUGGAGAUGGGCACACUGUCCAACGGUGCAAUUGUUCUUCUUCUUAGUGAAACCUUCUUCCUCUUCGUCACCUUGAGUUACUAUCACCACCUUGGCCGGCGCUCCAAAAAAAUCUGAGGGAGGCCAGCUAUUUGUUAGAGGAGUAGUUGGAUACAGUAGCACCACUGUAUGGACCAAAUUAAUUUACACUUGACUGAAAAUCAAUCAGGGCAAUUUCCCGUUUAUAUAAGUACAAUAACUGGGUAUAUACUCUCAUUAGAUAUACAGGGCCACAGAUCAUCAAUAUUGUUUUUGUUACAUUAAGUUCACCACAGUGGGUAUAAUUAUUCGACUGCUGACUUUUUUGUAAAUGCAUUUUCUGAGAAUUUAUUGUAUGGAGGGUAGAUUUCUGACACAAUUAUAAAUGUCAGAGAAACCCAAAUGUGUCAGAUUAGUUUGCAAAGAUGCCUGCAAUUCAUGUCAUAUUAAGUAAGAGUUUCGUGAAUUUCCUCUAAGAAGGCAUAUCAUGACACAACAUGCAACAAAUAAUACAGGACAAAGGAUAAAACAAGAAAUAGCAUACAUACAAAAUUAAUAAAUACAAAUUUGAAUGAUAUUACAGAAAUACAGUUGUUACAUUCACUUGUAGUUACUACCAUUUCUAAUAGAAUUAUUUCAUUAAUAUUACCACCUCUGUAAUUCAGGUAAAUUGCAAUUAAAAUUCCAAAGUGAUGAACAUUGCAAAGUGAAGACUUUGCAAAUACAUUCCUUUUUUAAUUUAGGAUCCCAAUAGUGCAUUUUGUGAUAUGGUGAGAAUAAUGGAUGUAGUAUUAAAUGGUAUUUAACGUGUGUAUUUCAGAAAGUAACUUAUUAACUGUAGUUAAUAUAUAUUACUGUCAAAUGCAGCUCUGUGUCACUUCAAACAAAGAAAUUCUACCCCUACCUAUUCAGAUGUACAUUUUUUGUUUUACAUACCCAAUGGACAUUUGCACAACUGUUAUUUAAGUAAAUAGUGCAAUCAUAAACUUGGUAAACUCCCCUUUAAAGAGAAUAAGUCGAAUGAAAAAUCUUUUGAGGAUUCAGUUGAUUUUUCCAUGUUCUGAUCUCCAUGUUUUAUAGACAUUCAAGCCGCAUGUUAAUAAUGGUUUUACUCUUACACAUUUAUCUGUAUAUAUUAAAGGGACAGUAGUGCAACAGUUUUUUUUUAUUUUGGUUGAAAACUUCUGUGGAACAAAAAAGGAGUAUCAUAAAGAUAGUUCAUACAACUGAAUUCAAUUGAUGGUUUCUUUGUGUCUCAUUGACAGUGAACUUAAGAGAAUUUUCUGUAUUUGCUCACUUAUUAUUUUAACAACUACCAUUAUGCACAACAAUUGUACAUUUUAGAAGUGUAUGUAGUAAGAUAUGCUUUGCGUUGCAUGAAUUCAACAAUGCAGAUCGACAAUAGCGAUAAAAUGUAGCACUUUUAUAAAUCUUAAAUGCCAGAUUAUAUCAGUAAAAGAUAUAAUCAAUGAAUAAUACUUGUUCAAAUUCCACAGAGUGUUUAUUAAAAAUUAACUUGGCACGUUUAUUCAGCUUUUAUUGUCACUUUGAUGUAACCAUAAGCUAAUUUUGCAUUUCUUUUAUCAUACUAUCAACAUCUGGCCCAACAUUAGCACAAGUUAAUUGUGAAUAAUUUUAUAAAUGAUUAUUGUACUAGCAGGUGUUAUUCCUAAUAAAUAUAUGCUUCCAUCA